UUAUUUUCCCACCCCAUAAUUUUUGGUAACUAUAUAAAGCCAUUUCCCAAAUUAAAUUUAGUCACAUUACAAAUUUAUAAGCCUUUUAUUUUCUUAUAUAUUUUUAGCUCCAUUUAGAGAAGUAGGAUACUAUUAUGGUUAGAGUUAUGGCUAGAAGAACAAUGAGUCAUCGGAUUUUAACGUGCGAUAAGUUGGAAAUAGUGACAUUUUCCGGCGACCCCGCAUCGAUAAAUAUUUCCGAUACUAUUUUUGGUUUUCUCGAUAAUGAAUCGUUGGAAAGUAUUCGUCUCGAUUUUUGUGACGAUAAUGAGAAUAAUGAUGAUGAAGACGAAGAAAAAGAUGAGUCUGAUAAUGUUGAAGAUAAUCAAUUUUGGGAAACACAACAUCAGCUUUUACAAGGUAUACUUUAUCGGACUACUUCUUUAGAAUCACAAAUCCGAAGCAUUACAAAGGAGGCAAUAAAAGAAGGAAAUGAAAUUAUAUGUAGUUGUCGCAGAACGCUGGAUGACGGCUGCAAGACCUGCCUCAUGAAGGAGGUUUGCAGCCGUCUGCAAAUUGCAGGGUUCAACUCUGCAAUUUGCAAGUCUAAAUGGAAGAACUCUCUGGAUAUUCCAUCAGGUGAACAUACAUUUAUAGACGUGAUUGACUUAUCAAAUCCUAAAAAGGGUGAAGUAAGAGUUAUCAUAGAGCUAAAUUUUCGUGCCGAAUUCGAGAUGGCACGAGGAUGUGAAGAAUACAAUCGAUUAGUAAAAAAUUUACCAGAAGUAUUUAUUGGAAAAAUCGAAAGAUUGCUAUCGUUGAUCAAGAUUUUGUGCGCGGCAGCCAAGAAAUGCAUGAAGGACAAGAAAAUGCACAUUGGGCCGUGGCGUAAACAAAAAUACAUGCAAGCAAAAUGGCUUAAAACCCGCGAACGUGUGGAGGCGGCCAAGUUAACCUACUCGUCCUCUAUGGACGAGUAUUCUAGUCGACCGCCUCCACGGCCGAGGGCCUCCAUGCUCACGGUUGAUUUGUUGGAAAAUUUGCCAAAUUUACAUCUCAUCACGGCAGUUGAAGUAUUGUGAAAUUUUGAAAAAGAGACAUUAGUAUAUAAGUUAUAUUCUGAAAAUUUUGAAAUACUAUAUUGUAUUUGCUAUAAUUGUAUUUUGUUCUUUUUCUCUAGGUUUUUGGGGUUGGGGAGUAUUUUUUUUGUUGUUGUUGAGAGAGUUUGAGGUUAUUGUUAGAAUUUUAAUUUACUUCUCUUUAAUUAAAUAAUUACCUUGUUUUCUAGCUAAGGAAUAAAUCUCAUCUUAUUA
Molecule: messenger RNA, 1292 nt
Organism: Solanum pennellii
Lineage: Eukaryota; Viridiplantae; Streptophyta; Magnoliopsida; Solanales; Solanaceae
Exons: 3
Coding region: 135-1061 (308 amino acids)
Source: RefSeq, a predicted model, not a curated record